Molecule: messenger RNA, 1968 nt
Organism: Phaeoacremonium minimum UCRPA7
Lineage: Eukaryota; Fungi; Ascomycota; Sordariomycetes; Togniniales; Togniniaceae
Product: putative signal recognition particle receptor subunit alpha protein
Exons: 3
Coding region: 1-1968 (655 amino acids)
Biological process (GO): SRP-dependent cotranslational protein targeting to membrane
Cellular component (GO): endoplasmic reticulum membrane; signal recognition particle receptor complex
Molecular function (GO): ATP hydrolysis activity; GTPase activity; GTP binding
Source: RefSeq, a predicted model, not a curated record
AUGUUGGACACCUUCGAAAUUCUCACCACCUCCGGUGUGGUGCUGUGGUCGCGCACCUAUGCGCCAGUCAAUCCAUCCAUCAUCAAUAAUUUCAUAGCGGAUGUGUUCAUCGAGGAGAAGAGCUCUACGGGAGGGAUUAAGGAGACCAACUCAGCAGCGACCAACCCACCCUAUAAGACCGAGCAGCAUACUCUCAGUACGAUGGAGAUGCUAACUCGGACCUACAAGGCUGUCUACCGAUCACUGCUUCACCUAUCCUGGAUCGAUAAGCUGGUAGAUAACAUCAAGACGAUCUAUGUCAAUCUGUACGGCGACCAGCUCACGAAGCCGAAUACCACAAUCGUCGAGUGCAAUGGCUUCGACGAGUACUUCGACCAGCAGCUACAAGAGCUAGAGAAAUCCAGUAGCAAGGGGGAUGCCAAAGCUGGCGGUGCCCCAUUCACCGUGCAGGAUGAGAAAGCCUCCGGCAACUUCGGCGAUGAACCGCCCUCCGGUCUACAAUACAGAGGUCAUAAGGAGGACAAGUCGGCCGACUCCACACCCAUCGUAUCUCCGACGACAUCCCGGCCGUCCACCCCGGGAGGUGGCCACCUCGUCACAGCCAAGGGCGGACCGAUCGCAAAGAUUUCGCGAAGAGCGAGGAAGGCGCAGCACAAUAAUUCGGCACCGGCAUCAUCGGGCGACGAGUCAAUAGGCAGGCGGGCGAAGAGCUCCAAGGCUGCGAAGAAGGGUCGCAAGUGGGAUGCGGAUGGUUUCGCUGACGAGGAGGAUGACGUCCAGCUUGAUUACUCGGCCGCGAAUGCUAUUACCAGCGAUAGUGAAGCUGAGGCACUUGGUCGAUCGACAGCCCUUGAGGAAGUUGACGCAUCAACAUGGGGUUCAAAGACCAAGGGCAAAUUCGUCCUGAAGGACUUGGGCGAUGAGGUGCACUCGAUUUUGGCGGAAGCAGAGGCUAAGAACGCUUCCUCGAAGCCAGACUCCGCAGGCGGAUUACUUGGCUCGUCGCUUAGCACGAUUGGCGGACUGUUCCGGAAUGUUGUCGGUGGAAAGACGUUGACGAAGGAAGAGCUCGAUAAAGCCAUGAAGGGCAUGGAGGACCAUCUUCUACGGAAGAAUGUUGCGAGAGAAGCCGCUGUGCGGCUGUGUGAAGGUGUUGAGAAGGAGCUUAUUGGCGUGAAGACUGGUAACUUUGAGAGCAUCAACACCAGGAUACAGAGCGCCAUGGAGGCGUCGCUCACAAAGAUGCUCACCCCAACCUCCUCCCUCGAUCUUCUUCGUGAGAUCGACUCAAUUACCGCACCAUCUGCGACUUCACUGCGCAAGGCACGUCCGUACGUCAUCUCUAUCGUCGGUGUCAACGGCGUCGGCAAGUCGACAAAUCUGUCCAAGAUCUGCUUCUUCUUGCUGCAGAACAAGUACAAAGUGCUCAUUGCCGCCGGAGAUACUUUCAGGUCGGGAGCUGUUGAGCAGCUUGCUGUGCACGUCCGCAACCUGAAAGAAUUGACGGUGCGAGAGGGUGGCAAGGUCGAGCUAUACCAGAAGGGCUACGGCAAGGACGCCGCCACCGUUGCCAAAGACGCCGUGACCUUCGCGGCUCAGGAGGGAUACGAUGUCGUGCUCAUCGACACGGCUGGGAGACGACACAAUGACCAGCGUCUCAUGUCGUCUCUGGAGAAGUUCGCCAAGUUCGCAAACCCCGACAAGAUCCUCAUGGUUGGCGAGGCUCUGGUGGGCACAGACUCCGUCGCUCAAGCUCGGAACUUCAACGAAGCGUUUGGGGCAACGCGCUCCCUGGACGGGUUUAUCAUCUCCAAGUGCGAUACCGUCGGCGACAUGGUCGGCACGCUGGUCAGUCUGGUCCACGCGACGAACGUGCCCGUUCUGUUUGUGGGAGUUGGACAGCACUAUUCGGAUCUCCGCAACUUCUCGGUGAAGUGGGCGGUCGAGAAGCUCCUCAGUAAUAAUUAA